AUGGGACGCCGUGCAAAGAGGACAGAGCUGCCAGUUUAUGGUAUCGCAACCGAUAGCAACGACUGGGUCUUUAUAAAGAUUGACCAAGCGUUGAUAGGAUCUUACAUCGAGACUCUGCUAGAUGCGAGCCCUGAGAAUGACACUCGCCUCUGGGACCAUCAAAAACGGUUGAAUAACAGAGAAUUUCAGGUUGUUUAUCCAGACAAGGAACUCGCAACAAUUGGCAUUACCGACCUGGACUAUCCCCGCAUUCCGAAGAUGUCGUGCUCCAGAGAUACGCGAGGACUCGGAAUGGGUAGAUGCGGGAAUCAGCCCCAGCAGUUCUACCCCCAGAAUGUUGAAUGGUGGGAGACCCUCGCCAUCGCGAAGGCCACCCGCGAGCUCGACCGGAAAGCCAUGGGAUCAUUAUUGGCCCACAACCAACAUAAAGGCUGCGCUUUACACGUGCCAUGA
Molecule: messenger RNA, 453 nt
Organism: Aspergillus neoniger CBS 115656
Lineage: Eukaryota; Fungi; Ascomycota; Eurotiomycetes; Eurotiales; Aspergillaceae
Exons: 2
Coding region: 1-453 (150 amino acids)
Source: RefSeq, a predicted model, not a curated record